AUGGCUGACACGUCCAACUCCCCUGGCCCGGGAGGCUUCCUCAAACAGCAACCUCUCCCCUCGCCCGCGCCCAGCGGAUCCUCGACGCGCCCUGCAUCCGGCCUGCCACACCCCAGGUCCCACCCCUUGCGCUCAGGGUCGGCCAAGGAGCAGACCAUUCGCGCGUAUGUCGACAACCAGCUGAUGCACAUACAAAGACGCUUUGUCAAGAAAUCUGUGGUCGCCAAACCGGGCGACGACAUCGUGGGUUACAAGACCGUCGGGGAGCUUUGCAAGGACGUUGAGGCGCUGUUGGACAUAAUAUGGCUAUCGGGCACGCCCGCGCUCCAAAUCCCCUACCUCCUGAACAUCGCGCACGAGUUCACAGAAUGGGUCAUCAAAUUCCCGCCGCAACCUGAGCCCCUGUUCACGAUCCUGAACAAGCUCGACUAUUGCUUUGCCAGCCUCUUAGCCGGCCAAGACGUCGAUUCCAAAGAGACGCUCCCUGGCUUUGAGAACGGCAUCCGAGGGGUGAUAAGUAAAACCGACAUGGUGCGUUGCAAGAGCAUCGUGGAGCAGACGCGCGUGGUCAUAGUGGACGUCAUGAGCAAGCAACCCGACGAGAACGGCGGCAGUGAUGAGAGCGAGACCGAAGACGACACGGAGAAGGAGAUCACAGAAGCCGAGACGGACACGGAGGGCAACUACAGCGCAGCGGAGAGCAGUGGGUUCGUCGACCCGAAUUGGGAAGACCCUGACGAUGAGCUUUACAUGGACGUGGCGAGGGUCUACGAGAAGACGCUUGUCCAGCUGGGCGAGGUAAUGGGUCAGGCCGGCCUGCCAUGA
This is a messenger RNA of Diaporthe citri, 825 nucleotides long. RefSeq lists its product as uncharacterized. Gene Ontology annotation, cellular component: transcription factor TFIIH holo complex. Lineage: Eukaryota; Fungi; Ascomycota; Sordariomycetes; Diaporthales; Diaporthaceae. The record is from RefSeq and is a predicted model, not a curated record. The transcript has 2 exons. The coding region runs from base 1 to 825 and encodes 274 amino acids.